AACCGUUUGACAUUACAUUGACGCGGAUCGCCACGAGCAUCGCGCAUGUGACAGUUGGGAAUGACUUAAAAAGAAAGCAAUCUCAUAAUGACGGACGAAGUACGGCCAGAAGUGAUAAAAAAGACACAGGAUCUACUCGGAAAAUAUUUCAAGAAGCCGCCGUUAACUGAAAAACUGCUCCGAAAACCGCCUUUCCGCUUUCUGCACGAUAUUAUAACAGCUAUCAUUAAAGAGACAGGUUUCUUGAAAGGAUUGUUCACCGAGGAAGAAUUGAAUUCGGACAACAUAAAGGAUAAGGAAGCAAAGCUUGCCUUCUUGACAAAACUCAUCGAUGUUGUUAAAUUAAUAUCGGGUGCUAACUUAACGGUUAGAGCUAGCAAGAUUAUUUCCGGUCAAGAGCCGGCGAAGACAAAUGAAUUGCUGCAAGCUAUUGGAAAAGCUAUUAACAAGAAAGUCAGCAGUGCAGAGGCGAUCGAGCAUUACAAGAAGAGCUUGGAGAAAAAAAACAAAACAGGAUCCAAGUCAAAAUCCACGACCAAAGAGGAAACUCUGAAGAAGCAUGUACCAAGGCAGGCUUCGCAGACGAGAAAAUCAUCAGAGAAAGAUAAGACUUCGGGGGAACGGAAGAGAAGGUCGUCCAGCACGGGGAAAGUAGCAUCAGGUGAAUCGAAAGGCGCGAAUAAUGACAAGGCUGGCGAGCAAGCAACGAAGGAGAAAAGAACGGAUAAAGAGAAAGAGAACAGCUCGAAAAAUACUAAAGCCAUAGAUAUCCCACCAGCCGAGCCAGUUGAAGACAAAAUUCCUGUUUCAUUGCAAAGGAGAUCUUCUUCGUCCGCUAAGGUGAAGCAGAAUUCCACGGAAUCAGUGGCUGAAUCGAUGAAAGAGGAGCAGCCACAACGUAGGAAUUCAUCUAGCAGAGUAAAACGCUCGGUGCAAAUGAAUGAUUCACAGGAGAAGAUCGCAAAUUUGCCUUCAGAGACCCUUAAUAACAAAGAGCAAGAUAAAUUAGCAACGAGCAAUCUCAACAAAGAAAUCAAGGAAAAUGGUAUAACGGAAGAAGAUAAAUCGCAGCAACGAGGCACCGAUAGAAAUGAUAUGUCAGCGUUAGACCUUGCAGGAGCACAAAUCGACACCACUGAAACAACCGUCUUGCAACAAUCAAAUGCGAGGCCUACAACUUCGCUAAGGCCACCCAGCGCCAGACCGAUCAGUGCCAGACCAGCGGCUCCUAGGAUGCGAGUAAAGGCGGAGUUGAUCGUCAAUGAGGAGAUACAAACGCCGCUGGGAAAUAUCAGCGUCAUUGUAGAAAACUCCGACUUGAAGGAUGACGACGACGAUGACGCCGAGGAUAUGGUCGUCAUGGAAGCCAAGGGAAGUGGCAAUGACUUUUUAGAGAACGGAGAUUACAAGAUAGACAAUCAGCUGAUGCAGGAGCACGGGCAUCUCGUGGCACAGAUCUUGGAGACCCAGAGGGAAUUGGUCAACACCGACAACGUCGAUGUGUUGCCGAAGAAAGUGGACAUCGCAUGGGAAGGUUCGAAACGUGACCGAGAAGCGACGGCUAAGGAAAUCGACAAAUUACGAGGGACUAUACAGACGUUAACGCGUACGACAAAUCCGCUGGGGAAACUGUUGGAUUACGUACAGGAAGACGUAGAGAUGAUGCAGAAGGAAUUAUUUGACUGGAAAAGCCAAUAUCGUCAAUUAAAUGAACAGCUGGAAAGAGAACAAAUAGAAACGCAAGAGAUGGUAGAGCCUAUGAAGAAUACGUUAACAGAAAUUGACAACAACAUAAAGACUCAACUGAAUAAGAUACGUCAAAUAAAAGCGCAAGUCAUGAAAAAUGAACAAAAGAUCCGUCGAUUACUUAAUGGUAACUUAUAAGUAGCUUAAUUGUUAGGAUAGAUUAUUGUACAUAUCUUUGUAAUCCAUUAAAUAAUUAACUAUGUUACCAUAAACUUAGUUACCCAGAUGUUAGUAAUAGCCUAGGCAAAAGUUCCAUGUAUAAAAACUUUUAUGAACGUGAAGAAAAUAAUUUUAUUAAUUUGUUCUGUAUUUUUAACGCUUAAACAUGUUUACGAAGAAAAUAUUUCUUACAACUGUUAUUUACAUAUAAAAAUAUACAUGACAAAC
Ooceraea biroi (clonal raider ant) is the source of this 2133-nucleotide messenger RNA. It is a transcript of the gene IFT54, whose product is annotated as intraflagellar transport 54. Gene Ontology annotation, cellular component: intraciliary transport particle B; ciliary basal body; axoneme. Gene Ontology annotation, biological process: regulation of microtubule cytoskeleton organization; intraciliary transport; cilium assembly. Gene Ontology annotation, molecular function: microtubule binding. The record is from RefSeq and is a predicted model, not a curated record. NCBI's taxonomy places the organism in Eukaryota, Metazoa, Arthropoda, Insecta, Hymenoptera, Formicidae.